This is a messenger RNA of Pantherophis guttatus, 2536 nucleotides long. Its product is annotated as chemerin-like receptor 1. Gene Ontology annotation, cellular component: plasma membrane. Lineage: Eukaryota; Metazoa; Chordata; Lepidosauria; Squamata; Colubridae. The record is from RefSeq and is a predicted model, not a curated record. Gene Ontology annotation, molecular function: N-formyl peptide receptor activity; complement receptor activity. Gene Ontology annotation, biological process: positive regulation of cytosolic calcium ion concentration; inflammatory response; phospholipase C-activating G protein-coupled receptor signaling pathway.
CUAUCAGAAGGUCAUAGCUCCCAGGAGGAAACGAAGCAACAGGGUACUUCUUUACCUUAAGGAAAAGGAGCAACGUUCAUCGGUCUCUAUCAGAAGAAGAAAUGAGCAACGCCGCUCUGGAAGAUUCACUCUCCAAUAACGCUACUAUUAUAGAGUAUGAGUAUUACGAUGAUGACGCUCCAAUCUAUAAACUGGAAAAAGCCAUGCACAUCAUCUCCAUGGUGAUCUACAGCCUUGCGUUUGUGCUGGGGGUGCUUGGCAACGGGCUGGUCAUCUUCAUCACCGGCUUCCGAAUGAAGAAGACGGUCAACACGGUCUGGUUUCUCAACUUGGCCAUUGCGGACUUCGCCUUCACUUUCUUCCUUCCCCUGAGCGUCGUUUAUUUAGCCCUGAGAUUCCACUGGCCCUUUGGAGGGUUCUUGUGCAAGUUGAACAGCACCGUGGCCUUCCUCAACCUCUAUGCCAGCGUUUAUCUCCUCAUGGUCAUCAGCAUUGACCGUUUCUUUUCUGUCUGGUAUCCAGUCUGGGCUCAGAAUCACCGAACACCUCGGUUGGCUUCUUUUGUGGCUUUGGGUGUGUGGAUCCUGGCCUUGGUGUUGUGUUCUCCAGUUAUGUAUUUCAGGCAAACAGCACCACUUGAAGAAAGCGAGGAUCAUAUUAACUGCUACACCAAUUAUGGUAACCCGGAGAUGCAAAAAAUCAGACAUCAUGCAACAAUCAUCAGCCGGUUCAUCUUUGCCUUCGUCAUUCCCUUCACUGUCAUUCUUUUCUGCUACGGGGCGAUCGUCUUGAAACUGAGACGCAAUCAGUUGUCUCAAUCUAACAAACCCUUUCAGGUCAUCACUGCAGUGAUUGUUGCCUUUUUUGUCUGCUGGUUACCUUAUCACAUUUUUAGUUUCCUUGAGUUAAAAGGACAUUCAGAGGUGCUGAGGAUCGGUGUUCCCCUGGUAACAAGCUUGGCUUUCAUCAACAGUUGCCUCAACCCCAUUUUGUACGUCUUCGUGGGCCAGGAUUUCAAAAAGAGACUGAGACAGUCCCUCUUUUCUGUAUUUGAGAAUGCCUUUACUGAAGAAAACAGCCAGACCGUAUCAACUAAUAAGACUAAAUCUUCAAUGGAGACCAUGUCCCACGUGCUCUGAGUCCUGCUGAGAUCUCGGUUCUCAAAACCCCUCCCCAUGCUAGGUUGACAAACAAAUCCCUUCUGAAUCUGCCUUGCAUUGCUCAAUUGCCCCAUCAGCUGAAGAGGUUCCUUGCUUUGAGGUUUGAAGAACCCAUCACAAAACCAACUGGCUGGAUGUAUCUUUGCAAUAGUGACAAAUAUCUGUAGCUCAGGUGUAGGAUGAGGGUGAAAGUUCAUUCUCCAAGCUUGUGGGUUGGUUUCCGAACAUUUCAUUACCAGGCUAGGAAACAUCUCCAGUGGAGUUUAGGGAAUGAUACCUUUGCAUGUAGCUAAUAAAGAUGUUCUGUUAAUACAUUUCUGUAAUCCUCAUCUGGUUCCCAAUGAAAAUAGGUACCGUAUUUUUCAGAGUAUAAGACGCACGUUCCCCUCCCCACUAAAAAAGGGUGAAAAUUUGGGUGCGUCUUAUACACCGAAUGUAGCCAAAAACGUGAAGCACAGAGGAGGCAAUGGUCUAUGGCAAUCCGUGCAUCCUGGAACAGUUGAUUGGGGGUAUUCCGGGAGACCGAUCCACCCACCAAUCAGCUACUCAUGCUGAAUCAGGCUGCAAUAAUGUGCUGAAGCUGACCUGGCUGUUUGCUAUUUGCUGCAAGGACUGUCAGAAUUUGCAGCAGCAAGCAAAACACAAGCAGAAGAGAGGAGUUUCAGUUUUAGUUUCAGAGAUCAGCACAGCAUGCAGCUUUAGAACAAUCAACCUAAGCCACACCCAGGCUCCUUGCUGUCUCCUUCCUUGUUGCUCACACAGCAAAUAUUGUUUCCAUUUCCAAACAGUUUCACACAUUGACAGGACGCUAGCCAGAUGAAUACUGAUGGAUGCUGGUAGAUAGAGGCAGAACAUUUUUUUUUCUUAUUUUCCUCCCCCAAAACUAAGGUGUGUCUUAUACUCCAGAGCGUCUUAUACUCCAAAAAAUACAGUAUAUGCAUUUUCAUGAAAACCCACAGAUCACAGUGGAUUUCAGUUAAAACCCUUUGCAAUCUGAUCAUCAACGUAAAUACAAUUACUACGUUGUAAAAUAACUUAAGAAGCAUGAAAUGAAUGGCUUGCUUGCUCUCCCACAUCCAUGUAUUUCUCAUGUUCAAAAAUAUCCUUUCAUCUAAUUGUAGAGUUGGAAGCCUUAUCAGCAUAUGUCCCUAUCCCUCUUCAUACAUUCCCAGAUUCUGCUUGAGAGACUUCUAGGACUUAUUUUCUACCAAUAAUGACUUUUGCGCACUUUUGCUAUAGAUAAUUGCUUUCAUUGCUGUAACUUUGAACAAUUGCUAAACAAAUGAUUGUAUGUUAAGGGCUACUUGUAAUGCUGCUCCAAAGGAGUUUUGGAUAAACAUGUUCUUUAUAGAAUAAUAAUAAAAAAAAUAAAGCAC